Molecule: messenger RNA, 9533 nt
Organism: Tyto alba (common barn owl)
Lineage: Eukaryota; Metazoa; Chordata; Aves; Strigiformes; Tytonidae
Gene: CLASP1
Product: cytoplasmic linker associated protein 1
Exons: 45
Coding region: 1129-6042 (1637 amino acids)
Biological process (GO): mitotic spindle assembly
Cellular component (GO): mitotic spindle; spindle microtubule; microtubule organizing center
Molecular function (GO): kinetochore binding; microtubule binding
Source: RefSeq, a predicted model, not a curated record
AAGAAUGCCACAAUUAACACUAAUUGGUACCUUCCUUGAUGUUUUGACCAGGGAGAAUGAACUGCCUCCCCGGAGGCAGGCACUCCAGGUCAGAGGAAGAGGCCUGUGGGGAUGUUGCAUGGCUCACAGGACCUUCAUGCCAAGGGGAAAUCUUGAAUCAAACCAAAUUCACACUGCAUGAGGAUUACUUGCUUGGUGGUGUUUCUCCCUGGGUGGCCAAAUUUCUGCAAGGAGUGAACACACGCAGAUUUGCCCAUGUGCACAUGAUGAGCCUUGAAGCCAUUUGCUCACUUCCCUUUAAUUAAAACCUUCUGCUUUUGCAUUUUCUUUUCUGUUUGGUGACCGAAGCGAAGCUUCAUGUGCCUUCACGUGGGAGUUAAGUGGGUCAGCGGGCUGCUUUGUUUGUGACAGCUCUUACGUGGAAAAAGCCCGAUGCAAAAUGCUGAGGCUUGGCAGGAAAGUGCCAAUUAAAGAUAGCAGUGCAGGAGCAUAUUGUCUGAGCUGAAAGUGCUCGAAUCUGGGGCUGUGACAACUGCCAUGUGCAAAGGAAAGAAUGAGGAAUUAUUAAAUCUAAUGUUGAUCUGAAGUUAGUUAGUGCUUUCCCCUAUUCAAGUGUUUGUUCUUGCGCACUAUGGACAAGGAGUUCGUUCCCUGUUUCACAGGCGCACACCUCCUACUCGUGAUGAACCAGACCUUUCCCAACAAGCAGGGAACGGUGUACUUUGCAAGUGGACUGAUUAGAGGGAGACGUGCUGCUUCCCUGGGAACAGUAUCCUCUCGGGAGACAGAUGUUCCUGCCUUUCUGCUGCACUAGUCCUGCCUGUGCUAGAGAUACACGUGUGAGAUAGGAUGGACUGCUGAAUUGGGAAUUAUUGCAGACUCAACAGUACAGCACUGCUCGUUGCUUCGUCUCUUACUGGUUAUUUAAACUGGACUUUUAAUAUCCUGCCAGCUGCUGUUCACACACACAUGGUGCAUUGUUGCCAUUCUCAGAAUUACAUCUUUGAAACUCAGACCCUCAGUAACCUUCAUAGAACAAAGAGGCGACCUCCUGCAUACAUUUAUAGAGGGAUUUUUUGGACCUACUGCCCUCUAGCUUUUUUGCUGGUGCUGUAUUUCUAAGACACUAUGGAGCCCAGUAUGGAGUACUGCUUAGCGCAGGUGCUGCAGAAGGAUGUUGGAAAGAGACUUCAAGUUGGCCAGGAAUUGAUAGAUUACUUCUCAGAUAAACAGAAGUCAGCUGAUCUUGAACAUGAUCAGACUAUGCUGGAUAAAAUGGUUGAUGGACUGGCCACUUCUUGGGUAAAUUCCAGCAAUUAUAAGGUGGUUCUCCUGGGGAUUGACAUCCUUUCUGCGCUGGUGUCCCGCUUGCAAGAUCGCUUCAAGGCCCAGAUUGGCACAGUGCUGCCAAGUUUACUUGAUAGGCUGGGAGACUCUAAGGACUCGGUGAGGGAGCAGGAUCAGACCUUGCUGCUGAAAAUCAUGGAACAAGCUGCUAACCCUCAGUAUGUGUGGGACAGGAUGCUAGGAGGAUUCAAACACAAGAAUUUCCGAACAAGAGAAGGGAUUUGCCUCUGCCUUAUUGCAACACUCAAUGCAUCUGGAGCUCAGAGUUUAACACUGAGUAAGAUAGUGCCACAUAUAUGUAACUUACUUGGAGAUCCAAACAGCCAGGUUCGAGAUGCAGCAAUAAACAGCCUUGUGGAAAUUUACAGACAUGUUGGUGAACGUGUAAGGGCUGAUCUCAGUAAAAAAGGAUUACCCCAAUCGCGGUUGAAUGUAAUUUUUACAAAAUUUGAUGAGGUCCAAAAAUCUGGAAACAUGAUCCAGAGUUCAAGUGAUAAAAUUUUUGAUGAUGAAGACUCCGUGGAUGGGAACAGACCUUCCUCAGCUAGCUCCUCUACGUCUUCAAAGGCCCCUGCAAACUCGCGUAGAGUUGGGAUGGGGACUACCCGCAGACUUGGGUCUGCAGCUCUGGGCUCCAAGUCUUCAACAGCCAAAGAGGGAGCAGGUGCUGUGGAUGAAGAAGACUUCAUUAAGGCAUUUGAGGAUGUCCCAACAGUUCAGAUUUAUUCCAGCCGGGAUCUUGAGGAGUCCAUAAACAAAAUAAGAGAGAUACUAUCAGAUGAUAAGCACGACUGGGAACAGAGAGUUUCCGCAUUGAAAAAGAUCCGCUCCUUACUUCUGGCUGGAGCUGCAGAAUAUGAUAACUUCUUCCAACACUUAAGACUUUUGGAUGGAGCGUUUAAAUUAUCUGCUAAAGACCUGCGGUCUCAAGUCGUACGAGAGGCUUGUAUCACGUUGGGACAUUUGUCAUCUGUUCUGGGAAACAAGUUUGACCAUGGGGCAGAAGCCAUCAUGCCAACAAUUUUUAAUCUAAUUCCAAAUAGUGCCAAAGUUAUGGCCACUUCUGGUGUUGUAGCCGUUAGAUUAAUCAUUCGACAUACACACAUCCCUCGAUUAAUACCCAUCAUAACAAGUAAUUGUACCUCCAAGUCUGUUGCAGUUAGAAGGCGCUGUUUUGAAUUUUUAGACUUGCUGUUGCAGGAGUGGCAAACACACUCCCUAGAAAGACACAUAUCAGUGUUAGCUGAAACAAUAAAGAAGGGAAUUCAUGAUGCAGACUCUGAAGCCAGGAUAGAGGCAAGAAAGUGUUACUGGGGUUUCCACAGUCACUUCAGCCGAGAGGCAGAGCAUUUGUACCACACCUUGGAGUCUUCCUAUCAGAAGGCCCUGCAGUCACAUUUGAAGAACUCUGACAGCAUCGUGUCCUUGCCACAGUCAGAUCGCUCCUCCUCCAGUUCCCAGGAGAGUCUCAACCGUCCAUUGUCUGCCAAAAGAAGUCCCACUGGAAGUACUACAUCUAGAGCAUCUACAGUAAGUACAAAAUCUGUGUCAACACCAGGAUCUCUGCAGCGAUCCCGCAGCGACGUCGAUGUGAAUGCAGCAGCUAGUGCCAAGUCAAAAGUGACGUCUUCUGGAGCAUCCACCCCCUUCAGUUCUGCUGCAGCCUUGCCCCCAGGCUCAUACGCAUCACUAGAUGGUACUACCACUAAAACCGAGGGUCGGAUUCGUACAAGGAGACAGAGCUCUGGCAGUGCCACAAGUGUCACCUCAACGCCUGCUGAUACCCGAGGCCGCAGCCGGGCUAAAGUAGUUUCCCAAUCCCAGCGAUCCAGAUCAGCUAAUCCUGCUGGUGCUGGUAGCAGGUCUAGUUCUCCGGGUAAGCUGUUAGGAAGCGCCUAUGGUGGCCUGAGCGGUGGAACAUCCAGAGUCCAGCCAGUGCCAUCAUCUUCAGAGAAGCGCAGCAAGAUCCCUCGGAGCCAAGGAUGCAGUCGGGAGACGAGUCCCAGCAGAAUAGGACUAGCACGGAGCAGUCGUAUCCCCCGACCCAGCAUGAGUCAGGGGUGCAGCCGUGAUACCAGCCGUGAGAGCAGUCGAGAUACAAGCCCUGCUCGGGGCUUUCCUCCACUUGCUUCUCGACGUCAUUCCAGGUCCACUAGUGCUCUCUCCACUGCUGAUUCUGUUGGGCAGUCAGACCGGUUUGGACUCGGACAGCCAGGCAGGAUGCCUGCUUCUGUGAAUGCCAUGCGAGUCCUGAGCACAAGCACAGACCUGGAGGCUGCUGUGGCCGAUGCACUGGUAAGAGGAAAAAUGCAAAAUGCUUCCGACACCAGAAAGUGGCUUGAAGUUACCUCUCUUAGGAGACUCCAGGAGCAAGUAGCUAAUUCCACUGGGCAAAAGCAUCUUGCUUUCAUGCUGGGGAAGGCAGGCCCUGCUCACUUUGGUCACUCGAAUAGUCUCAUUGAAAUCAAUGGCAUCUGUCUUGCUCUACUGCGAGAGAAAAAGCCAGUGAGAAGAAGGUAUGAACCCUAUGGGAUGUACUCCGAUGACGAUGCUAACAGCGAUGCAUCAAGUGCUUGCUCGGAGCGCUCCUAUGGUUCCAGGAAUGGGGGCAUUCCGCACUACCUGCGGCAGACUGAAGAUGUGGCCGAGGUCCUGAACCACUGUGCCAGCUCCAACUGGUCUGAAAGGAAAGAAGGGCUCAUAGGUCUUCAGAACUUACUGAAAAGCCAGCGGACACUGAGCCGAGUCGAGUUAAAAAGGCUAUGUGAAAUAUUUACUCGCAUGUUUGCUGACCCUCACAGCAAGAGAGUCUUCAGCAUGUUUCUGGAAACCCUGGUUGAUUUCAUCAUCAUUCAUAAAGAUGACCUGCAGGACUGGCUUUUUGUUCUUCUGACCCAGUUGCUAAAGAAAAUGGGAGCAGAUUUGCUGGGGUCUGUGCAGGCAAAAGUUCAAAAAGCUCUAGAUGUCACCAGGGAUUCUUUUCCAUUUGAUCAACAGUUUAACAUUUUGAUGAGGUUUAUUGUAGAUCAGACCCAAACACCAAAUCUGAAGGUGAAAGUUGCUAUCCUGAAGUAUAUUGAGUCCUUGGCAAGACAGAUGGAUCCAACAGACUUUGUGAACUCCAGUGAGACAAGACUUGCUGUGUCUAGAAUUAUAACUUGGACAACAGAACCAAAGAGCUCAGAUGUGAGAAAGGCAGCACAAAUAGUCCUGAUUUCUCUCUUUGAAUUGAACACUCCUGAGUUUACCAUGUUACUUGGUGCCUUGCCAAAAACAUUCCAGGAUGGUGCUACCAAGCUCCUGCACAACCACCUCAAGAACUCCAGUAACACCAGUGUGGGUUCCCCCAGCAAUACCCUUGGUCGGACUCCUUCCCGGCACUCCAGCAGCAGAACCAGCCCCUUAACUUCACCUACCAACUGUUCCCAUGGUGGACUGUCUCCAAGUCGGUUCUGGGGUUGGAGUGCAGAUGGGCUGUCGAAGCACCCCCCUCCCCUUUCUCAGCCUAACUCCAUCCCCACUGCUCCUUCCCACAAGACUUUCAGACGCUCUUACUCUCCCAGUAUGCUGGAUUAUGACACGGAGAACCUAAAUUCUGAUGAAAUCUACAGCUCUCUUCGUGGAGUCACAGAAGCAAUUGAAAAAUUUAGUUUCCGUAGUCAAGAGGACUUGAAUGAGCCAAUCAAACGUGAUGGAAAGAAAGACUGUGACAUUGUGUCUCGGGAUGGUGGCCUUGCUGUGCCUACCAGUGAUGUCCGUGGAGGCAGUGACAUUGUGGAAGGUGGAAGGAUGGCUCUAGAUAACAAAACCUCCUUACUUAACACCCAGCCUCCCCGCGCCUUUUCAGGGCCACGUGCUCGAGAAUAUAACCCCUAUCCUUAUGCCGACACAAUUAACACUUACGACAAGACUGCCCUGAAGGAAGCAGUGUUCGAUGAUGACAUGGAUCAGCUUCGGGAUGAAGUACCCAUUGACCAUUCAGAUUUGGUGGCUGAUCUUCUGAAAGAGCUCUCCAACCACAACGAGCGGGUAGAGGAGCGGAAAGGAGCUCUCCUGGAACUGCUAAAGAUCACAAGGGAAGAUAAUCUUGGAGUUUGGGAGGAACAUUUCAAAACAAUUCUGCUCUUGCUGCUGGAAACCCUUGGAGACAAAGAUCAUUCAAUAAGAGCCUUGGCACUGCGAGUCCUGAGAGAGAUCUUACGGAACCAGCCGGCAAGGUUUAAGAACUAUGCGGAGUUGACUAUCAUGAAAACACUGGAAGCACAUAAAGAUUCCCACAAAGAGGUCGUCAGAGCUGCUGAAGAAGCUGCUUCCACCCUGGCAAGUUCCAUCCACCCCGAGCAAUGCAUCAAGGUGCUUUGCCCCAUCAUUCAGACUGCAGAUUAUCCAAUUAAUUUAGCUGCCAUCAAAAUGCAGACAAAAGUCAUCGAGAGGAUUUCCAAGGAAUCGUUGCAUCAGCUCCUUCCUGAUAUCAUUCCUGGGUUGUUACAGGGUUAUGAUAAUACGGAGAGCAGUGUCCGUAAAGCUAGCGUAUUUUGCCUAGUGGCAAUUUAUUCAGUAAUUGGAGAAGAACUGAAACCUCAUCUCGCACAACUCACGGGAAGCAAGAUGAAGCUACUAAACUUGUACAUAAAGAGGGCCCAGACCACCAACAGCAACAGCAGUUCCUCUUCAGAUGUUUCAACGCACAGUUAAUGGAGAUAUGUGGACAUAUGUGUAGACUUAGAAGCAAUCAACGGUGCCUCUCAGAGACCUUUCUGCUACUCUUCACUGGCGUGCUCCAUCAGCUCAAGGAGGCCGUGCAGAUAUUUAUUGCAAUCAGUAUUUUAGUCCCUUAAAAGCUUUUAUGUAGAAUCUUACUGGUAUUGAAUGUAAAGAAAGCAAGGUCUGUGUUGCAGUCUUCAUUAAAAGUGAACAACAGAAAGCCAUACUUAAACAUAUUUGUAUAGCCUGCUGAAAUCUCAGAAAUAUGUUUAGGUUAGCGUUCCAAAACUGAGUCCAAGAACCUGGACACACAUAAAGGUCAAACGAAUCUUGUUGGUUUAAUUCAUACCCAGUUUUGGUUUCUGUGUGCUAGUUACCUGCUCUCUCCCUGCAGCCGUUCUGGCUUAGGUUCUCCUCUUCUUACAAGUCUCGUGGUCCUGUUUUGUACCCCCUGUUGCAGCUUGCCUAACGUGCAGGGCUAGGGCUCUCCAUGGGGAGAUCUUUGCAGAUGUGGCUGUGAUUUCAGCCUCAGAUGCUUUAAUACUGAGAGAUCUCCAGCAAGUAAUGAAAAAGUAGGUUCUUUUUAAACAUCUGAGUUUUUGUACAUAGUUCUUCCGACAGACCUCUGAUGGGCUGGUUUCUCUGUAACCGUUCUCCAGCCAGCUGUGCUGUGCAAACCAGCUGGGCUCUUGCUCCUUUCAUUGACUGUGUAAAUAUUUCUCCCCUCCAAACCCGUUCGGCUCUUUCAUAUGCUCAUAAGACUCUCUGGAUUACUUGUUAGGCCCCAGAGGGAACCCGAGACCCAAUUCUGGGACCGAUGCCUGCAAAUGGGACACUGGAGCUAGGUGGGUGGGUGUUGGAUUAGGCUCUCAAGUGUGUCCCUGGGUGGGCAGUGGGAGCUGGCAGGGCUGUAUCUCAGUGCUGCCUUGUGAGGCUAUAGCUGCAUUUUUCUUCAAGUCUGAAGGGCUGAUCUGCUGCUCGGAGCUGACCCACUGGUGUUGGGUAGUGAUUGGCCUUGUCCCCACAACUCCUUUGUGUUUCGAGCAAAAUGUUCAUCCCAGAGGACAGAAAGGGUGUCUGAAACGGAACGGAAAGACGCCGUGGAAGCACCUUCUGAGCCAGCUGGGACAGUGCUGGUUGCCUGCCACAGCUCCCUGCCUGUGCCUGAAGAGCCUGCAGUGCUGUUAGCUGCCUUUAGAAACCUCCUGCUUCCCGGCCAGCCCCACGCACGGCCCUGCUGGGUGCUCGGCGUUUUGGAGGGGUGUGGAGGAGCAGUGCUGUCAGCAGGCUGCUCUGGGUGAGGGUGCAGCGGGGCAAAUCCUUUUGCAGCCUUGAUGACACGGACCAAGUCAGAGCCAAACCAACAGCAAACACCCCACAGCACCAGCCCUUCCCAAAGGGAGACGCUUCUGUUUGCAAAGGGUGAGCUCCUCCUGCCUCUGCCUGUAACCGGGGGAAGCAGGAGGACGCUAAUGCUGUGUUUGGCCCUGAGCUGGAUCCUGGAUGACAGGCAUGCCCACCCCAAACCUGCGAUGGAUCAGAACUGGGGUUUUGCCCCCCAGUGCCAGGGUCACAGGAGGAUGGUGGGUCUGCAGCUCUGGGUGCAGCUGUGGUGAUGAAGGUGUGCUCCCUGGCUGCUCUCAGUGCCUCGGUGUCUCUCCAGCCCUCUCCAUCUCCCUGUUGGGGAGCUGAAGGGACACCUCGGUAGCGUGCUGAGAGUGUGAGAGUUCCCAGUAUGGCAGCAGGGCAGCGCAGUGGGGAGGGUGAAGCCCCGUUGUCCUCCCUUUCCAUCAGCUUACCCCUGUGUGUGUCAGCCCCGGCCCUGAGGAGCUGUGCCGGGAGGUGACGCUUGGUGCCAGCUCCCCUCCCAGUCCCCAGCUCAGGAGGGAUUGGGGCUGGUGGGGACUGUGUGGGAUUGGGCUGCGAAGCUUGUCGGUCCCUUUCCCUGCUGAUGUGAGAGCAGGGGAGGUGACCUGCUCCUGAGCUUGUCAGGAUGUGUCCAGGCUUUUGCUGGCUGCAGGGCUACUUCCCUCAUCUUUCCCAAUGAAUAACGCUGUGGCAGGAGAAACCAUGAGAUCCUGGUGGGUGGGAUUCACCCAGGGUCUUUCUGCAGGCUCAGAAAAGCCAUCUUCACUAGAGGGAGGUUUGGCUGCUCCAUGGUUGGUGUCUCCCUUUCCGUGGACCAUUUCUUUUCAACAUCUUUGAGUAUGCUUGGUAGAAUAUUCUUUUUUAAUUUUUUGAAUGAUUCAAAUUAUUUUAGUUUAACACAAAUUUUUAUUUUCCCUUUUGAGGAAACAGCCAACUUGUUGGCAGCAGUUAGCUGUCUUGUUUGAAUUUUUAGUAGUGGGUUUGGGGUUUUGUUCGGAAUUUUUUUGGUUUUAUUUUGUUUUUUUUUUAAAUUUGAACUCUGAACUGCUUGGUAUUUAUGCCUCUCUCUCUCUCUCUCUCUCUCUCUCCCCAUCUCAGUUCAGCAUCUUCUGUUCCAGUUCUGGGGUGCAGAAGGUCAGCAUAGCUGACCAGAUGGUGAUUAGUCCCUCCCAACUGUGAUGGAGCUUGGUCCAUCACCCUUUGCUGUUUGCUUGGUUUUGGUUUUCCUUUUGAAUGGCACACUGUAGCAAAUCUCCAGGAAUUGAAUUCCUUCUCAAGUGAUUUUAUAUAUUUUAUAAAAUCCUGUUAGUAUGCACUGAGAGUGAACGCACUGUAACGUCCCUGAACUGCCCCUGGUGCGCGCUGACGCUGCAGUAGGAGUUGACGGCUCGUCCUCGGGAAGACGCGCGCGACCUGCCGCGCCUCCAGCGACGAGCCGGCGUCCGCCGAUACUGUCGGCACGCGUGGGGCUGCAGAUGGUGGAACCAGGCCUUACUUUCUGAAUCAGAUUCGGUUCUGUUUGUCAACAGAGGCUCAUUAAUGUGCUAAUUAAUUUUGUUAUGUGAGUCAGUCGAGGACUGUCCAUCCCUUGAGUACUCUAGAAGUAUGUUAUACCUGUAUACAGUAGAGAACGUUCUGCUUAGGUAUUUAUAAAUCAUUGCGUAUAAUGUACAUAGUAAGGUUGUUUAGUAUGUUGAACAUGACCCGAUUAAUUUUUUUUUUUUUUUUGUGUUUCCUUUGAAGUACUCAAAGGGCUAGCUCUGAAUGUCACCUCUCUGAUCUCCAGCGUUCUGACUUCAGCAAGCUGUACAAUCAUUUUGUUUUCUCUUCAGCAAGCAUAAAGGUCUCUCUGGCUACAAAUCACAGUGUCCACGCACGCUUGCAGAGAAAGAUCUGCAUGCUGGCAGUGCCUCACCGCACCGGUGAAGCUUGUGUUCACGUUCUCCCAGCAGUAGCCACCUACUGCAGCUGCCUUUCUUUUUUUUUUUUUUUUUUUUUCCCCUUGCUGCCCAUUAUGCAGGGCUUCAAUUUUUCAUACCUUUAAAAAAAAAAAAAAAAAAGUAAAAAAAAAAAAAAAUGUAUUUUCUUUGCCCACCAUGCUUUAAAAGUCUGAA